Messenger RNA from Bacillus rossius redtenbacheri, 3899 nucleotides. It is a transcript of the gene Arl1, whose product is annotated as ADP-ribosylation factor-like protein 1. Gene Ontology annotation, biological process: intracellular protein transport; vesicle-mediated transport. Gene Ontology annotation, molecular function: GTPase activity; GTP binding. The record is from RefSeq and is a predicted model, not a curated record. Bases 344 to 886 code for a protein of 180 amino acids. Lineage: Eukaryota; Metazoa; Arthropoda; Insecta; Phasmatodea; Bacillidae. The transcript has 5 exons. Gene Ontology annotation, cellular component: Golgi apparatus; cytoplasm.
CCAUUGUUGAAAUUAGUUACUUUUAAAACCCAAACUACUAAUCGGAUGGUUUUAAACAAAAAUAUACAAUAUAAUUGGAACUUCUUUUAUUUUAUGUUUGGUUGCAUAAGGCCAUGAAAAAUAAUUUAUUUUGGUAAAGUUUAGGGUUAUCAAUUGGCAAGUUGCGUGAUUCGUGGAGAUUUGGAGUUUGGGGAUAUUGUCGUAGUUUGCUUUGGUGUAUAAACGUCAAAUUUAAAUGUUUUGAUCGGAGGGGUUUUGUUCUCAAUUUUAAUGAGUUUGUAAAGUGAUUUUAAAGCUGGCAAUCUAUUUACUCUGAGUUGUUUAGAACACAUUCCUCUUGAUAAUGGGAGGCCUGCUCAGCUACUUCCGCAACCUGCUGGGGAGCCGCGAGAUGAGGAUCCUCAUCCUGGGGCUGGACGGCGCAGGGAAGACCACCAUCCUCUACAGGUUACAGGUCGGGGAGGUGGUCACCACGAUACCCACCAUCGGCUUCAACGUGGAGCAGGUCACGUACAAGAACCUCAAGUUCCAGGUGUGGGACCUGGGUGGCCAGACGAGCAUACGGCCGUACUGGCGGUGCUACUACUCCAACACGGACGCCAUCAUCUACGUGGUGGACUCUGCAGACAGAGACAGGAUAGGCAUCUCCAAGGAUGAGCUGUUGUACAUGCUCAGGGAGGAGGAGCUGCAAGGAGCGAUCCUGGUGGUGCUGGCCAACAAGCAGGACAUCGAGGGCGCGCUGAGCGUGGCGGAGGUGCACCAGGCGCUGGGCCUGGACGCGCUCAAGAACCGCACCUUCCAGAUCUUCAAGACGUCCGCCACCAAGGGCGAGGGGCUGGACUCCGCCAUGGACUGGCUCUCCAACGCCCUCCAGAGCAGGAAGUGAGGUGUCCGCGGGCGGGCGUCUCUCGCGAAGGAACUGGCUCUUCCCCCCGCGCGUCCCGGGACUCUGGGGCGGACUCUCCCCACGUCGACUCGCUUCGCUCCUCGUGAAGGAGGGGAUCGUUAAUUUAUGUGUUGUCGUCUCGCAUAUCAUGUUUUCAUUAAAGAUUUUAUGUUGUCUGGAUUUUUUCACUUGUGUUUUGGUUUCGGAGUGUUUGUUACUGUAUGUCAAGUGCCUACCUUUUAUCCUUGAAACUGAAAUGUUAUUUAGUAAUUGGUUCAUGAGCCUAUCUGUCGGAUGACGUUGCCCAAAGAAAGUUUGUACAGGCGGUCAAUCUUUUUAAUCUUGAGCUUUUCAAAAAAAUAACAUUUUUACAAAUACAUAGACUUAACUUUUUUGUAAAAUAUAAAGUGAUACCUAUGACAUUUCUUUGUUCACUAUCCUUCUACUUUCGCUAUCCAUGCAAGGGUGGAAGUAACCCAGCUACUUACUUGAUGCACAAGUCUCUUAACUGCUGUAAGGAAAAUGCAUUUAUUUAUAUAUAUAUUUAUAAUUAGAGAUGGACGAGUCUGUAAAUUGUUGCGAGAGUUGAGCCGAGUUCAGUAAUAAUACCUUCAAGUUGAAUCGUGUUGAGUCCACACUACGUAAUUUUUUAGUAGAGUCGAGUCCUUAAAAAUCGAGCCAAUCUCAAGUAAAUGCAGAAAUUUUAGAAAAUAAUUUAAUGUUCCUGGUGUUUAUGUUAAUGUACCAUUAGCAUCAAAGUUAUAUAUCAAAGUUUAUGUAUGUUUUGAAGAAGUUAGUCAUUUGUGUCAAGUGAAUAAAUAUAAUAUAAUGAUAAAUUUUACCUAUUUAUGAUUUCAUUUAAAAUUUAGUAUAUAGUUGGGUAUGUUGGUUGUGUAAGGUUAGCAAUGUUAAAAAUACUGUUAAAUUGAUUGAAUAGUUUGUUAGAUUAGCAACAUUAAAAAUAGUAUAAAUUAGUAAGAACAAUUGUUCAGCUUAAAAAAAAGAUAUUUUAUAAAUUGGUAGUUUCUAAUAUGAUUUAAUGCUAUUUUUAAUGUACCUAACCAGUUAUUAAAAUGGUGAACUACUUGUAUUACAAUGCUUAAAAAAAGGACUUGAAAACUGCCAAAAAGUAACAAUUAAAAUUGUAUUAUUUUGAAUUUUUAUGAACAAAAGGCUCUCCAUCAGAAUCAAAUUCCGACUACAGAAUUUUUUUUUUUUUAAAGAAACCAGUCUUAUUAUAAAAACUGUGUUUUGUGCUUAGCAGCAUAAUCUCUCAAUCUUAGUAUCGACUAAAAUAAAACCCUUUUUAAAAAAUUUUAAAAAUAUGUUCCCCUUAAACUAUCUUCAACUACCUUUUUUAAUGCCAUUAAAUGGAUGUGCAAAAUAUAAUGAGCAUAGACUAUAACCUUAUUGAAACAAAAAAUGUUAAAUAGAAAAUUUACUCUUAGUUUUUUUUUCUGCCAUUUUGUAAUUGGAAACAAAUUUUCCGAUUUAAAAAACGGCAAUACUUAUGCAUUUUGAAAUGUAACCUCAAGAAUUCUUUGAAAGAAAAAAAAGGCAUUAACGUACAUGUAAAAUAAAUGUUAACUUUUGUUGUAAACAGUGUCAAAGAUAAGAUAAACGGUGCAACACUUUUGUUUUGUGCUGAGCAGCGAUAUAUCAUCAGUUUCUGCUGCAGUAGGGGGGAAAAACAUUAAUUUCAUACAAUAUUUUCUUUACAUAGUUUGUUUGCUAUGUUACAAAUCUAUUAUCUUGCAGGAGAACAUUCCAAAGUGGCGUCUUUUUCCAGCAUUCUGAAAUUUAAUAUCGGAUAAAUAUUUUAAGUUCUCGGGCAGUGUAAUUAUGUAAAAUAACUACUUGUAAGAAAACUGGACAAAUAUUAUUAAAUUACACUGUAAAAUGUUUGAAAAAUAAUGGUUUGUGAUUUUGAUUUUAUGCUUGUUGCACCCAUCAAAUAUGUAUCGCGUUAUAAAAAAAUAAAAUUGAGUUGAGUCUUGUCAAGUGCAAUGAACUCGACUGUCGAGUUGAGUCGAGCUUAGCUGCUCGCUCGACUCGGAUCAAGUUAUGAGUCUCGUCCCAUCUCUAGAUGUCGUACUUCAUAUUGUCUCAAUUUUAAGUUAUAAUCUAUCUUGUCUGAAAUAUUUUUUCUAUUGUUUGUAAAGUGCCUACUGUGAGUUUAUCCUAGCAUUAAAUGUCUGUUACGUAUGUCUGCCUUCUUCAAAUUGAUUUACAAGUGCUGUCAGAAAAAUUCCACAUUAAUGGUUAACAAGACAAGGCUUGAACACGCAAAAUAGGUACAUAGUUUUGUUCCUUGGCUCUGUCUAUGAAUAUUCUUUUGAUUUGUCAGUGAGUAUGGUGCAAUUAGUUUUAAAAAACUUGUUUCACUUUAUUAUUAUUAUUUAUUAUCUCUCUCUCUCUCUGUUAAAAAGUGGCCAGUUCUUUCAACAGUUUUCUACUGUUUGGUACAGAUGCUUAUUUUACUUGCUAUUAAUUUAAUUGUAUAUAUUUGUGCAUAUUUACAUAUUUAUAUUUGUAUAUUAUUUCAUUUUUAAAAGAGUGUUUGCAACGGCCAUGCUGUGGUUGGGUAUCUUUGUUCUUGGGUAAUAUGUUACAGUGAUACUUCAUGAGAGAGUAAAAAAUCUUUUUUGCAAGUCACUUUUGAACAUUAUGUGGUAGAUUGUUGCACUAUUGUUAUGUGUUGCUGCUUUCAUUGUCCUACAUCAUUUGUUCGAAAGUCAUGUAUUCCAAAAAUUAUGAUGAUAAACUACUUUUGAACAAACAACUGUGUUAAAGUAACCGAGACACUCAGUUUUAGAAAAAAAAAUGUGUUAAGAACAAAAAUUUCUAAGACAAACUUUUUGGAUGAUCACGAGUGAACCUGUGGAAUGUUUAGCAAGGUAGAACCAAGUGUCAUUUGAAACAACAGAUAGCUGGGUAAAAAAACAUUGUUUGAACUUAAUUUGUUUACCAUAGAGUAACUUGCAUUAAAGUCAUGUCCUCAUUGAUUUUAAAA